AUGGCGCUCCGCGCGGGAGGCCCGGCCAUGGCGCUGCUGCGGGGCCGCCUGCGCCUCCCCGGGCCCGGCUCCCGCGGGCACGCCCGGCUCGGCCGCUCCGGUGCCGCCGCGCAGCCGGCUGCCGAGGAGCUGGGGGAAGAUGCUGAAGUCAGUACCAGAAAGAAGACGUUUUCUGAAGUCCAAGCAGAACGACUGGAUCAAGCUGAACGGACUGUUUUAAUUAAGUGCCCAUCGAGACUUAAUGAAAAAAAAUUAUUGCAGUACUUAUCCAGUCAUGGGAAUGUUAAGAGCCAUUUCUUUUUUGAAAAUCGUGGCAUCAGUGCUUUAAUAGAGUUUUCAGAAAAGAGCAGUAUAGCCUCGUUGCAGGAUGCUGUUGGGAUCCCAAGUGCUUCAGAGCAUCAUGUUGUCCCAUUCAAAUCAAGACUUUUUACUUUCACACUGAAAAACCCAGUGAGUCAACACGUUGAAGAGACACCACUUCACCUCUCUCCUCAGAGUCACAUUCCAGUGAAAAACCUUAUUGAAAAGCUUUGCCUUGCAGACAGUAUAAGCAGUCAGAUGUACAUUCUGCUGGAUGAGUAUCAGCUGACAGAGGAAAACAUCAGGCUGCGAUUUCUGGCCUGCUCUUUGGUUCGGGAUUUUGCACGUGCCUAUUUCCCUGACAGCACAGUGAAGCCAUUUGGCUCUUCAGUCAACACCUUUGGCAAACUGGGAUCUGACGUGGACAUGUUCCUGGACUUCCGUGACACAGCAGAGCAUGCCACAAAAAUGAAAAAAGGUCCCUUUGAAAUGGAGUAUCAGAUGAAAAGAUUACCAUCAGAAAGAUUAGCAACUCAGAGGAUUCUCUCUGUGAUUGGUGACUGCCUUGACAAUUUUGGUCCUGGGUGUGCGAAUGUGCAGAAGAUCCUCAAUGCCCGCUGCCCUCUGGUGAAGUUUUCCCAUCAGCCAACAGGAUUCCAGUGUGAUCUGUCAGUGAGCAACAGCAUUGCAAUAAGGAGUUCAGAGCUGCUGUACAUCUAUGGCUGCCUCGAUUCCCGUGUGCGAGCCUUGGUGUUCACCAUCCGGUGCUGGGCCCGUGUCCAUGGGCUCACCAACAGUGCUCCUGGCACCUGGAUCACAAACUUCUCCCUGACCAUGAUGGUCAUGUUUUUUCUGCAGAGGAGAUCGCCACCUAUCAUUCCAACACUAGACCAGCUCAAGGAACUGGCAGGUGAAAAAGACAAGCAUAUAAUUGGAGGAUAUGAUUGCUCAUUUGUUAGUGAUUUAAUGAAGAUUAAACCUACAAAAAACACAGAAACACUUGAUGUAUUGUUGAGUGAGUUUUUUGAAUAUUUUGGAAACUUUGACUUCAGAAAGAAUUCCAUAAAUCUUCGAAAGGGAAAGGAAGUAAAUAAGCCUGAGUCGUCUCCUCUUUAUAUCUGGAAUCCCUUUGAACAAGACCUUAAUAUCAGCAAGAAUGUUAAUCAGCCACAGCUGGAGAAAUUUAUAGCUAUGGCCAGAGAAAGUGCCUGGAUUUUACAGAAGGAAGAUAAAACUCAGCAAAUGAUCAAUAAAGAACCUUGGGGACUGGCAGCUCUACUGAUACCAUUUGGAAAAAAUAAUUCCAGCAAGAUGAAGAAUAGGAUGAAAGGAAUAGGAAGUGAAACAAUCAGAAGCCUCUUGGACUCUUUAAAGUUAAAUAAUGCAAGCAGUCAACAAAAAGCAGUGGGAAAAUGACUUUAAGCACAGAAACACAAUAGCUAAUAUUCUGUUUUAGGAAUUGAAUGUGACACGCAGUCCAACGAACAUUAAUUUUAAUAUUUCUAUAUGGGGAAUGGAGAAUCAAACAAUCUCUGGUUUUCAUCCUAAUGAUUUUUGUACAGGUCUGCAUUCUUUCUGUACAUUUUUUUCCUCCUUACUCCUCACUUUUCCAUCUGUUUUAUGAAUGAAGAGUAUUCAAAUGUAAGUUUUACAGAUGCAUUUUGGAAGUGGCCUUCAGAUGGGCACUCUUCUGUAAAAAAGGCUGACAGGAGCAGUAUGGGAAAAAGCCUUUGGGAAUUCUCUUGGCUAGCAUACAAAUGAUAUGCUAAUUAAAAGCUCAAGAAACAACCACCUUUCCAUGAAACCACAGUCUGAAGGAAGAUGAAUGUGUUGGAACCAUUGUUUCCAAUCCAGUCGUGUUUUGGAAGGCAGUAAAACCCAAGUGCAUGUAUCUGUUUUUGCAGUUGUUUUCCAUUCGUGUAGAUAGUGCCAAGACAAAAUAAAGAGAAUGGAAUUGGAUAGUUGGGUGUGCAGUUUCAUAAAGCUCACCCACCUCAGCUCUCCAAGGGUAGUGCCACUGUUUUGUGUUGGAAAAGUGGGUUUGCUCUUGUGUUUACCACCUGAUUUAAAAUGUCUUUAGUUAACUCUCAUUUGUUUUCUCUACACAGGACUGGUCUCCACCCACACUUGUUUCUUAUUUUGCCUUCAGCUUCACUUUAAACCUGUAUUUCAGGUUCAUGCCCUUCUUGCAUCAUCACUCUCCCCAAAGCUGCUGCCUACCUGGUGACAUGAAAGCAUUCCUGCAGAGGGAUCUGUCCUGUGCAGAGAUCCAGAGAAUCACCCCAGUCUUGCCUUGGUUUUCACAUAUUCAGGAGAGCAGUGAUGGUCCCCCUUCCAGAUCAGUUGGGCCAGCAGAGUCAGUGCUUUUUAUUGACUUGAAACAUUGAGUGCUCUCUGCAUCCACUUAAAAAGAAGUCUUUUCAGAGGAAGGGGGAGAGAGAGAGAAGGAAGGAAAUGGUAAAUGGAGAGCAGGCAAAUAUCAAACUUUAAAAGUACAUUUGUGAAUAUUUCACCUGUCCAGUUUGAGAGCCACUCAUGCAUUAGACUAAAUGGUAGCAGUGUUAGCAAUUCCACAGAGCGUUUUCUUUAUUCUGAACAGAAAUUCCAUGAGGGAAAUUACUGUAUUCAGAGAUAAUCAUAUAAAUGCAACAUCAAUUUUAUGAUUACUUUUUCAUUUUCAGCACUUUUAGACUCUUUAAUGUUGCACUGAGAUAUGGUCUUGUGUAGACUUUUUUCUAAUGGUGUGAUCUGAACAAUUUAUAAGUAUGUUUUCUCUUUUCUCUGAUACAUUAUUCAUUGGAAAUACUAUGGGCAAUAAUAAUGCAUACUUCCAAGUACUUGUAAAAACUGGGCAAGGAAAAGUGUCUUCUACCAGUUGACAAACUGAAAGGUUAGACCUUCAAGUCAAUUCCAUAAUAGUUUAUUCAGAGUUUAAAAUAAUACUUAUAUGGGUCCAUUUCUGAUUCAUAAAUGUUUUCUUAAAUAAUGACUCACAUAGUCAUUACCUUGGUUGCUGAAAUUAAUUCUCAUAUUAACUUCUUCAAGAUUGAGCCUUGACUUUGAAACUUAGUUUUCUACCUAAAUCCUGGUAUUAGAACUUCAUUUUGGAGGCUAGUAUGAAGUUUAUUGUAACUUGCUAUUGAUGCAAAAAAGCUUUGAUAGCAAGCUUGACACAGAUUCUGUAAGGAGCCUGCUGCUCCCUUAAUCUUUACAGACCCUAGAGGUGCAUUGUCUGCAGUUUACCCAGGAACAGACUAUGUAGCUUUUUGAAGAUUAGGGCAGUACUUGAGUACUUUGGAAUUCUCUUUUUUUUAGAUUAACCAAAUGGGUAGUGGUGUAAUAAUAAGAAUAUUGGUUACCAAGGACAGAAGCAUGCAGCAGAACUGUGGCAGUGUUUACUUAAUUGCAUUAUAUUCACAGGGAUCCACUGACACAGGUAGGAAAGAUUUUAUAGGAAUUUUGACACAUAGAUACAGGACACUUUUAGACAAAUAACAGUGAAUUUUGUAUUUUGGGUAUGUGGUUGAGUCAUGCUGAAACACAGGCUUCAUUUGUAAAUGGUUAUAGAUGUUCAAGCUGCUCAGUAUUCCUUAAAAGGCAGGGCAGACCAUGGUUACUGUGCAUGCAGCGCCUUUCAGCAUCACUUGUCUGUUUAGACUGCCUGUCCCUUUUGGGAAUAGUUCUGAACCCUUGUCAUGGCUGCAGGCCAAUUUCUGAAAAGAUGAGAAGGAAGCCAAAAGCAGAGCUGUAGCAGUGGAAUGCACAGGUUAUUUUUUCAGAUAUCUGCUAGGUGAGGGAGCUGGUGAGCAGGGAGCUGAAGCCUAGAGGCUGUGAGCAUCAGCCUCAUUGGUGAAAAUAAGCUCAGCCGGCAGCUUUCCUAGAAGAGGCUGUAGCUGGAGGUGGAGGGCUGACCAUGAGCUUCCCUAAAGUAGGAGUUAUAUCUGGGGAAGAGCUGAGUGAAACGGAAGCCACUGUGGGAAGAGAACCAAGACUUGAGGGGGUGUAUUUAUGAGAUCAAGAGAGAUGGUAUGAUUAUCAUUUCCUGAGGGCAGCAGUAAGAUAUUUAGAAACCAUCAAUAUGGAUCUGUCACUGAAAACAAGAGCUGAAUGUAUGUCAAGAAAGGACUAUGAUUAUGAUCUAGAUUUGAGAGCUCAUUCAUGUGCUCCAGAAACAUCUAAACAACGUCUCUGCAAGAGCAAGGCAGUAAGUUACUUCUCAAACUGGUGCUAAUCUGCUGUAUUGUAUGGUGGGGCUGUUUGGGAGGUCACAGGUAAGGAACACCAGUGAAUUAAGGACAGUUUUGCCCCCUCUGCCCCUUUCCUUCACUGGAAAUACUUUUUAGUGCAAGUCUAAAUGGUAAGGGAAACUGUAAAUAUUUGGAAGUUCCUUGUCCUGAGAAAAUGCACUUUGGGAUAUUAACUUCAAAGUUAACGUUUGUUGCCAGGGAUUUUUAUUUUUAUUUCCCUAGAUGCUUGAUGCUCACAAG
This is a messenger RNA of Melozone crissalis (California towhee), 4787 nucleotides long. RefSeq names its product mitochondrial poly(A) polymerase (gene MTPAP). Bases 1 to 1716 code for a protein of 571 amino acids. Gene Ontology annotation, cellular component: mitochondrion. NCBI's taxonomy places the organism in Eukaryota, Metazoa, Chordata, Aves, Passeriformes, Passerellidae. The transcript has 9 exons. The record is from RefSeq and is a predicted model, not a curated record. Gene Ontology annotation, molecular function: poly(A) RNA polymerase activity.